Mangifera indica (mango) is the source of this 970-nucleotide messenger RNA. Its product is annotated as OPA3-like protein. Lineage: Eukaryota; Viridiplantae; Streptophyta; Magnoliopsida; Sapindales; Anacardiaceae. The record is from RefSeq and is a predicted model, not a curated record. Gene Ontology annotation, biological process: regulation of lipid metabolic process. The coding region runs from base 221 to 751 and encodes 176 amino acids. The transcript is spliced from 4 exons. Gene Ontology annotation, cellular component: mitochondrion.
GCUUCCUACGUAUUCGCCAAGAAUAUAAAACCCCAAACAAAAAUGAACGUUUCCAUAUCUCCGCAGCCUUCUGCUUUCUAUGAAAUAGUCUGUAAUGACUCUUGUUCAUCAAGAAACUGGUCCAAUAAGCAACUCAAACCCGCAGCACUUAUCAUUUAUUAAGUUGAUUUUGUUUUCUCUCAAUUAGUUACUUUUCGAAUUCAAGAGAAGAAAGGAAGUUAUGGUCCUGCCUCUACUUAAAUUAGGAACGCUAGCCUUGAAAACGCUGAGCAAACCGUUGGCGGCUAAGCUCAAACAACAGACUGCUACUUACCCUAAAUUUCGUCAAUUCAUCAUCGGCAUCGCCCAGGCAAAUCAUCGAUUCACAACAAGAAUACAAAGAAGCACACAUGGUCUUGCAACUGGUGUUGAGAUACGUCCAUUGAAUGAGGAGAAAGCUGUUCAGGCUGCUGUAGACCUUAUUGGAGAACUCUUUAUUUUUUCAGUUGCUGGAGCUGCUGUGGUCUUUGAGGUGCAAAGAAGUGCUAGAUCAGAGGCAAGAAAGGAAGAAAUCCGCAAACAGCAGAUGGAGGCAUUGAGGCAAAGAGACGAAAAUUUAUCGAGGGAAGUGGAAUUUCUUAAGCAAAAGAUUGAAGAAUUGGAGCAGCUUGCCAAGGGACGAGGUCUCAGUGGUAUUUUCAGCAUCAAAUCUGCUGACACUGAGGUUGGAAAGUUGGAUAAACAAGCUAACACAGAGGUUAAACCAGCUUGAUUAAAUCUCAAGAAUUGACCAAUAAAUUCCAAUUUGGCAAAUAAAAUUUUAAUUUACUCAGAGGUUUCUCCUUAGCAAGGGAUUGCUUCCAUUCUUUUCACCAUUUGAGCAAUUUUGUGAUUGUUUCUCUGCCAUUCAUAUGUAAAUGAGGUAUGCUCAAAUAAAAUUUUAAUUUACUCAAAGGUUUCUCCUUAUCAAGGGGUGCUUGCAUUAUUUUCA